Sinocyclocheilus grahami is the source of this 2532-nucleotide messenger RNA. It is a transcript of the gene larp4aa, whose product is annotated as La ribonucleoprotein 4Aa. The record is from RefSeq and is a predicted model, not a curated record. Gene Ontology annotation, biological process: positive regulation of translation. Gene Ontology annotation, cellular component: cytosol; cytoplasmic stress granule. Bases 116 to 2479 code for a protein of 787 amino acids. Lineage: Eukaryota; Metazoa; Chordata; Actinopteri; Cypriniformes; Cyprinidae. Gene Ontology annotation, molecular function: mRNA 3'-UTR binding. The transcript is spliced from 17 exons.
ACCUACUGUGCGUAUACUGGUGUAUUAGCAAACUAACGUUACUCGAUCAGCAAAAAGCGUGACUCGAGGGGGGCAGGGAGAGAACGACGAAGGCGCGGUGAGCCAGGAGCGGCCGAUGAGUUCAGACCAGGGCGGAGAGCCGCAGCUGCAGGAGGAGGCUGAGCCGGGACCCAGAACCCGUGGGGAGGACGAGAUCACACCCGGGACCGGGGGAGACUCAGGCGUCAUGGUCACUGCUAAAGGAGCUGGUCUGAACCCUAAUGCCAAGGUGUGGCAGGAGAUCCCUGCAACACAAAGUGAAGCUCCUGUGGAUGGCAUUGUGGCCUCCCCCUGGUCACAGAACAAUACGGCUGAAGAUACCUCAGUAGGUAAACUGUACACGUCUGGCUUCUCCACUCCUGAGGACAACAGCACCUCUGGUACUGUAGUAGGUGUGGUGAACGGUAUGGACCCCCCUGACCAAAGCUUCCCGGUUUCUGAGCGCACUACAGCAACUAAUGUGGAGUCCAAGCUCCCUUAUGAACAGCCUGUCUCUGAAGAGACUUUGCGCGAGUCUCUCAAAAAAGAAUUGGAGUUCUGUUUCUCCAGGGAGAACUUAUCUAAAGAUCUAUAUCUAAUAUCUCAAAUGGACAGUGACCAGUUUGUUCCUAUUUGGACUAUUGCCAGCAUGGAAGGAAUCAAGGUCCUUACAACCGACACGGACCUCAUCUUGGAUGUCCUCAGAUCAUCUCCUAUGGUCCAAGUUGACGAAAAAGGGGAAAAAGUGCGGCCAAAUCACAAGCGGUGCAUCAUCAUUCUGCGAGAAGUCCCUGAAACAACUCCUGUUGAGGAAGUGGAAGCCUUGUUCAAGAAUGACAACUGUCCCAAGGUAAUAAGCGUGGAGUUUGCACACAACAACAACUGGUACAUUACAUUCCAAUCGGAUACAGACGCUCAACAGGCAUACAAAUAUUUAAGGGAAGAAGUGAAGACAUUUCAGGGAAAACCAAUCAUGGCCAGAAUAAAAGCCAUCAACACGUUCUUUGCAAAGAAUGGUUACCGCAGCCUGGACUGCAGUGUGUAUCCUCAGCAAUCUCACACUCAGUCCCAGUACAGCUCCCCUCUCUUCAUGCAGCCUGUUUACAGCCCCCAGCAGCAGUACCCACUCUAUGGCAUAGUACCUCCUACCUGGACGCCUUCUCCUACUCCAUACUUUGAGACUCCCCUUGCACCUUUUCCCAACAGUGGUUUCGUCAAUGGAUUUAGCUCAGCUGGACACUACAAAACUGGCUCAAAUUCUCUCAACCUUAGCCGUCCCUUUAGCAGGAACCGUGUUCCACUCUAUUCAAGAAAGAAUGUAAUAAAUGCCUUCAGGAACCAUGUGAAGCCUCAGACGAGAGCUAAUGAUGGUCUGUCUUCCACUGUGUCCCCGGUGGCUCUUGUGGAUGGACUGUCUGGUUUGCACAGUCCUCAGCCUCCCUCCAGCGCCGGGCCAGUGCUGUCAUCCACUGAGCUCAACUCAUCCUUUCCACACCUAGCUUCCAAUGAUCCAAAUGACGAUGGUACCAUGGUGGGACGUGGAAGGAGAACGACAUACAGAGGCACUCGAAGGCGGCGAGAGGAUGAUCGCACAACAAGACCAGUUCCCCUGUCUCAAGUCAAGGUACCACCCCCCAAGUUUGACCUGGCUGCCUCCAACUUCCCUCCGCUGCCUGGCUGCUCUGCCAGUCCGCAGGGGGAGCCUGUGCUGGAGAACCGCCUCUCUGAUGUUGUAUGGGGCCUGAAUAGGGAAAAACAACAGAAUUCAAACAAAGAGCCUGCUGUGAGUCCCGCAGCCCCAGCCACAGGCGAGACUGUCUCCAGGCCCACCCAGCCUGUAGCCAAGAUGACUGCUCAUGUCCCUGAUCCUGCGACCUCCAGCUCCAACCACCUGGAGAAGAAACCGGAGAAGGUGGAGCCUCCGGUCUAUAAAGAGACGUCUGUGACCUCUGCCCCCGUCGCAGCCGUGCCACCCAACCCUGCCCCAACAGCAUCUGAUCCAAAGCCUCAAGCCACCUCGGUCACGCCUGCAGCCCCCCAAUCUAACACUGCCCCCUCCAGUUCCCCCGCGCUGGAACCUCGCAAGCUCAGUUACGCUGAAGUAUGCCAGCGACCACCUAAGGAUCCCCCUCCUCCAGGAUCCACUUCCAGCCUCAACAAUGGAAGCACACAGCCUCUGAGAGAGCUGCGCGUCAACAAGGUGGAGGAGCAGCCCUCCAGUCCUGCAAACAAACAGGAGAGGCCUCAGGAAACGGGGGGAAACUGCAAGGCCAGGGAGGGCCGACCGGCCCGUGACUCCCAGAGCUUUUCUCGCAGCAAUGGACCCCCCAGAACCAGUACAGGGGGGUUCAAGCUACGGGAGCAGCAGAGACGCCCUCCUUUUGGCCAUCGCGGUUCCCCCCAGGGAGGUUCCAGACACACUGGAAAAGAGCAGAACAUCCCCCCCAUAUCGCCAAAGUAAAGACUCUAACAGAAAUCCUUAAUGUAUGAAUAUUUAUACACGCAUAUAUAUAA